GAGGGAUUCUGGGCUGGCAGUUGUUUCUGUGUUUCCUGGUUUUUGUGGGAACCCAGCACCAGUGCAAAGUUUAGCUGCUUUUGUAAGCUUGGCUUGCAAUGAAAAAUCAAGAAAAUAGUGAUUGGUUCUCGGAAUUCAGUGUUGGUUUUAAUCGGAAGUGUAAUACUCAAUUUGAAUACCCCGUCUCUAGAAACUGAACAAUUUCCAAAUGCCAAUAUGGCUUUGAAUCCCAAACCUUAAAUUUGCCUAAAUCCCAAACCUUAAAUUUGCCUAAUAUCACCAAAAAAAUGCUAGAGGUAAAAUUGUUCUGCAUUCCCAUUUGGCUGUUCAUUUCUCAUGUUUAAAAACCAGGAGUGAUGGUUUUCAGAUUCUUCACACUUAAAUACCUUUCAGCCAGUAUCCGUACUCUCUACAAAUGGUUAUCUCUUUGCCAGCUGCCAUAAUAAUAAUGUGAGCAUGCAGAUUUUAUUGGUGGACACGAGGCCCAAGUUGUAUUUGUUUUGUGACAAGACUUGGAGCAUAAAGUAAUCAUGACAGAGAACGCUGAAAUUGAGGACCAAGUGGAUUUUGAUGAUGACAAUUACAUUGAAGAAGAAGAUGAUGUCGAAGAACCCAUGGAGGAUGAAGGAGAUGGAAAAGGUGGUGAGGAUGAUGUUGAUGAACUUCAAGAGGACAUAAGUGGAGAUAGCAGGAAAGAGCAGACACCUGGGAUGAUUGGAAACAAUCUUGGCAAUGAGCAUGUGGAAGAUGAAGAAAAGCCUAGCACUCCCAUUAAAGAAGAUGACAAAGAGAAGCAUGCUGAACUUCUUGCUUUUCCUCCUCAUGGCUCUGAAGUUUUCAUUGGUGGAAUUUCUCGAGAUGUUUCAGAAGAAGAUUUGAGGGAACUCUGUGAACCCUUUGGUGAAAUUUUUGAGAUAAGAGUCAUGAAGAAUAGAGAUACUGGUGAAAGUCGAGGUUUUGCUUUUGUAGCCUUCAGAACAAAUGAUGUUGCACAGAAGGCCAUUGAAGAGUUACAUAGCAAAGAAUUCAAGGGGAGAACAAUUCGGUGUUCGCUGUCAGAAACCAAAUAUAGAUUGUUCAUUGGCAAUGUCCCAAAGAGUUGGACUGAUGAUGACUUCAGAAAAGUCAUUGAAGCUACUGGUCCUGGAGCAGAAACCAUAGAACUCAUAAAGGAUCCGCAAAACCAAAGCCGUAACCGAGGUUUUGGUUUUGUGGAAUAUUACAACAAUGCUUGUGCUGAUUAUUCUAGGCAGAAAAUGUCAAAUGCAAAUUUUAAUCUGGAUGGCAACACACCAACUGUGACAUGGGCUGAUCCGAAAAUUACGCCUGAUAAUUCUUCUGCCACCGCCCAGGUCAAGGCUCUUUACGUGAAGAACAUACCUGAGAGUACACCCACUGAGCAAUUAAAGGAACUCUUCCAGCGCCAUGGUGAAGUAACUAAAGUUGUUAUGCCACCAGCCAAAAGUGGCGGGAAAAGAGAUUUUGGCUUUAUUCACUAUGCGGAAAGAUCAAGUGCAUUGAAGGCUGUCAAUGACACAGAAAAGUACGAAAUUAAUGGUCAUUUGUUGGAAGUUGUUCUUGCAAAGCCUCAGACUGAGAAAAAGUUUGAUACGGCAAGUCCUCACAAUUCCGCACCCAUGCCAAAUUAUAUUCCUCAUCCUGGAUAUGCUGGUAUACCUUUGAAUCCAUAUGCUGCCCCCAUGGCAUCUGGGUAUGGUGCAGCUGCCGGACUCCAGCAGCAGCCUAUGAUUUAUGGAAGGGGACCAAUGCCAGCAGGGAUGCAGAUGGUGCCAAUGGUUUUACCAGAUGGUCGAAUUGGCUAUGUUCUUCAGCAGCCUGGCGUACAGAUGUCACCUCCAGUCAGACCCCGGAGGAACGAUAGGAGCAAUGGUGCUGGUGGACCGCAAGCACGAGGAGGAACCAGCAGUGGCAAUGAUGAUUCUAAUCGUGGUAGACGUUAUCGACCCUAUUAGAAGUGUGGCCUCAUUGUAUUUAUUGUACUUGAAUCCCUAGUUCAUGGAGAAAGGGUUAACUUAUUUUAGUUUUUAGAUACCAUGAAGCAGCUUAUUUAGGUUUUGUCAUGAGUGGCACGGGUUGGAGAUCUUGUUACAGCUGCAUGAUCAUUUCUCAUGUUGUUUACGUUUAGUUUCGUUUUAUUGGCGGAAAUAUAGUUGGACCUUUUGUUGCUAAAUAUGCACAAAACAUGUACUUUGUUUCAUUUUAUAAAAUUUACGUUUGAUUAA
Olea europaea var. sylvestris is the source of this 2243-nucleotide messenger RNA. RefSeq names its product heterogeneous nuclear ribonucleoprotein Q-like. The record is from RefSeq and is a predicted model, not a curated record. NCBI's taxonomy places the organism in Eukaryota, Viridiplantae, Streptophyta, Magnoliopsida, Lamiales, Oleaceae. The coding region runs from base 531 to 1973 and encodes 480 amino acids. The transcript has 8 exons. Gene Ontology annotation, cellular component: nucleus. Gene Ontology annotation, molecular function: mRNA binding.